This is a messenger RNA of Paramuricea clavata, 171 nucleotides long. The record is from the annotation of a GenBank genome assembly. NCBI's taxonomy places the organism in Eukaryota, Metazoa, Cnidaria, Anthozoa, Malacalcyonacea, Plexauridae.
AUGGAUAUAGUGAAAAUCUUAAAUUGUAAUAGAGCAAUCCCAGACCCAGAUUCACUCACAACCAAUCUAGUUGAAUCACGCGUUAAAGAUACUAAAGAAAACUACCAGAGAUUCUGGAGACAUAAACUUGAAAACUCUUCCAAACUUACCUUUCUACACAAGCAUAAAUGA